Puntigrus tetrazona (Sumatra barb) is the source of this 6253-nucleotide messenger RNA. RefSeq names its product crumbs cell polarity complex component 2a (gene crb2a). Gene Ontology annotation, molecular function: calcium ion binding. The transcript has 13 exons. Gene Ontology annotation, biological process: establishment or maintenance of epithelial cell apical/basal polarity; heterophilic cell-cell adhesion. NCBI's taxonomy places the organism in Eukaryota, Metazoa, Chordata, Actinopteri, Cypriniformes, Cyprinidae. Bases 257 to 4669 code for a protein of 1470 amino acids. The record is from RefSeq and is a predicted model, not a curated record. Gene Ontology annotation, cellular component: plasma membrane; protein-containing complex.
UGAGCCACUGCUCUCAGCCUGACCGCUCCGAUGCUGGACAGACAAACUUUAUAUGAACUACACGAACCGACGCUUACAGGAAUUAAGAGACUGAGGAGAAUUUCAAUAGAGCAGACUUUCAACUUCGAGAUCAUGCGGGAUGUUUCACGUUCGCCAAGAAGGUUUCAUUUGAAGGUUUCUCCACUAUGAAGGACUCAAAGAGACAUUAAGCUUAAAGGACUUCUAGUUUGGUUUGUCUGGAUUGUUUCACAUCACCAUGGAGAUCAGGAAAGUGCAUCUGAAAAGCCCCGGGACAGUUUUACUCACCAUGAUGAUGUUCAAAUGGGGUAUAUUCUGUUCCGGUUCAUCUGAUAUGUGUGCAUCUUCUCCCUGUCAAAACGGAGCAACAUGUGUGGAUACAAUGGACGACUAUGUGUGUUUGUGUUCAAUUGAAGGAGUGCGGUACGCUGGGAGGCACUGUGAUGAGCUGUAUAAUGCUUGUGUGUUUGCUGAAUGCAAAGGAUGUGAGACUGAACUAGGUACAGAGCAAUACACCUGUCCAGAGUACUUCAACGAGUGUGAAAGUGGACCAUGUGUAGGUGCCCUCUCUGAGUGUAUAGAUGAGCUGAAUGGCUACAAAUGUCUUUGCCCACCUGGUUUUGGAGGAGAGGACUGCAGUCAUCGCGUUACAGACUGUAUUGAUGAACCCUGCUUCAACAAUGGCACCUGUAGGCGGAUAGUGGAUGGAUUUGAAUGCACCUGUUCACAAGGUUUUCGUGGUGAGACCUGUGAAGAGAACGUGGAUGAUUGUGAUUCACAUCCUUGUCAGAAUGGUGCAAUCUGUGUGGAUGGCACCAACAAGUAUCACUGCUUCUGUGUCCCUGGAUACCAAGGACACAACUGUGAGAUUGACAUAAACGAGUGUGCAUCACGACCUUGUUGGAACAAUGGAACCUGCAUUAAUGGAAAAGACCAAUACCUGUGUGAAUGUCUGCUGGGAUAUACAGGGGUAAACUGCGAGAUGGAGAUCGAUGAUUGCGAGUCAAAUCCUUGCCAAAACGGAGCCACCUGUCAUGACCUAGUAGGGCUGUACACCUGUGACUGUGUGCAGGGGUUUGAAGGUUCAGAUUGUGAAAUCAACAUUGAUGAAUGUGAGAGUGAUCCAUGUCAGAAUGGAGGACUCUGCAUCGACCUCAUUGAUAGUUAUAUUUGUGAAUGUGAAGGCACUGGGUUUAUGGGAGACCACUGUGAGGAGGACAUUCCGGAGUGUGCAUCACAACCUUGUCAACAUGAAGCAACUUGUGUAGAGGGCAUUAACCAUUACAAUUGUACCUGCUGGCCAGGUUUUGAAGGAGAUAACUGUGAGGUGGAUAUAGAUGAAUGUGCUGAUACUCCCUGUGAGAAUGAUGGUGAAUGUUUUGAGAAGUCAAAACCAGAACACUGGGAAACAGACUGGGAGUUCACCUAUGCCACAGCUGCAGGUUACAUCUGUCAGUGCCAACCAGGAUACACAGGAGAGAACUGCUCAGUGAACAUAAACGAGUGUGUAUCUGAGCCAUGUCACAAUGGAGGAAGCUGUGAAGAUCUGGUAAAUGGGUAUGAGUGUAUAUGCCCAGAGGGGUUCACAGGUCUGGAGUGUGAGGUUAACAUAGAUGAGUGUGAGAGUGCCCCCUGCCUGAAUGGAGGUGUAUGUGAAGAUGGAGUUGCUGAAUAUAAGUGCCAUUGUGCAGAAGCUGAGGAAGGACUCUUGCCAUGGGGGGGACCCCAAUGCACUGUGCAGCUGCUUGGUUGCAUUGACCAUCCAUGCCAAAAUGGUGCCACCUGCUUGCCAUGGUUAAAUGGAGAGACACACGGACAUACUUGUCUUUGUCCACCUGGAUUCUAUGAUGAAGUAUGUUUAACACCAACCACAUUCUCCUUCUCCUCACCAAAGUUCUUUCUUAUUGAACUUGCUCCACUCGAGCGGAGAAAGAGAGACAUAGAAGAACAGGAACACCCCCUGGGUGUUCGCCUACGCUUCCGCACCACACUGCCUGAUAUGCUGCUGUUCUUUCGUGGCAAUGCUGAGUUCUUCAUCUCUCUAGAGAUUGUUGGGGGUGAGCUGCGUGCCAAGGCGGUAUCAAAGGAGGCAGGGUCACUGGAGGCAAAAUUACAAGGACUUGUAAGUGACGGAGAUUGGCAUGAAUCAGUGGUGAACAUUAAUAGAUUGGAUCAGGAUAUCAGACUUGUCCUGCAAGUUAAAGGUCCAGGCUGUGACAAUCAAGUGUGCAAAACUGAACGCAAGCUACCAGAUGGACAAGGAAAUUUCUUGCACCAUGACAGCCUCACAAAAUUAUAUGUAGGUGGAGUACCAGAGGAGUAUGUGGAGCUAACCUUAAGUGGUCAUGGCUUUUUGGGUUGUAUGGAGGACCUACAGGUGGAUGGUCAUCCUGUCCUGCCACAUGAUCUGGGAGAUGAGGAGGCGAGCAUAGAGUUGGGCUGUAUAAAGACAGAAUGGUGCGAGGUGGAACCAAAUCCCUGCUCUCAACAAGGUCACUGUGUUGACCUCUGGACGGGCUACCGCUGUGACUGUUAUAGACCUCACUAUGGCCAUGAUUGCAGCCAAGAUUUCUCCUUUUGGACAUUCGGUCAUGAGGACUCUACAAGCUAUCUUGCAUUUGUAAUGCUGUCUGAUCUUGGCAGGAACUUUAGUGUGUCGUUCUUCCUACGAUCUCUUAAAUCAAGUGGUUUAUUAUUUCAGCUACGUAGGGCAGGGCUCCAGGAGACAGAGGUGGAUAAUCCUUAUUUUACCAUGUACCUGGAAAUGGGACGAGUGCAGGUGACCUCUGUGGUAGGGUCACCCAUCCUAUCAUCACCAGUGUUUGUCUGUAAUGGAGAGCAACAAAUGCUUCAGAUAGACAUACAAGAAGGUCAGGUGUUCUUUAGCCAUGGUGGAUUGCGCUAUGGGCUUGGCUCUCUGUCUGACCUUGAAGUUCUGGAGGGAGACCUGGUUUAUGUUGGUGGGUUUCCAAAUGAAGAGGAUGCAGCUGAUUGGGGGGGUCGUUUUAAGGGGUGCCUGCAGGAUCUGAGACUAGACAAUGUGCAUCUGGAUGUGGAAGUCUGGAAUAGUACCCUCAGUGAGACUGUGUUUAUCUCCAGUGAAGCAAAAAACGUUCUACCUGGAUGCAUAAGUGAUGACAUAUGCAAGGUGGAGCCCUGCUUAAAUGGUGGAGAGUGCACAGUCACAUGGAAUGACUUUACUUGCUCCUGUCCACGGGAUUUCACCGGAAAGGCAUGUGAAACUCGGGUUUGGUGUGUCAGCGACCCAUGUGUAAAUGGUGGACACUGCGUGGAUCUGUUGGAUGGUUUUGAGUGCAUUGCUAAUGCGACUUUUGACAACACACCGUUACACUACAGUGCUAAGGGAUCUCUAAUUUACCCGGUGACCAACUUGACCAUGGAUCUCCGUACAAGGCAGGAAAAUGCCAUAUUACUUCGUGCAUGGAGAGGGGCAGAGUUUCUACUGAUUGGUCUAGUAGAUUCAGCCAUUCAUGUGGAGCUCCAAACCGAGAACAGCGUGGAACCAGUGAUAUUCUCAGGACAGAGACAGAUUGCAGAUGGAAACUGGCAUCACCUGCUGGUUGCCAUGGCCAGUCCAGAACGUGAUGCAUCACAGUGGUUCAUUUUGGUGGAUGGCAUCAUCGACGGCAGCAGUGCACCCCAACUAGCUGGUAGUUUAAGUUUUCUUAAAGAUUUGUCAAGUGAAGUUGCACUUGCAGAGACGUACACAGGAUGUCUAGGCGCUGUCAGAGUGGGUGAGGUUUACCUUCCAUUUGUAGACAAUGCCAAGUCACCCCAAACAUCACGGUUUUGGCGACGACAAGAUGAGCGUGUGCGCAUAGGCUGCUUUGGUGCUCCAGUGUGCCGCUCUCAUCCCUGCAGACGUGGUGGUACAUGUGUGGAUCUCUUCAAUAGAUUUGGCUGCCAUUGCCCAUCAGGCUGGGAAGGAAUCACCUGCGAGAAAGAAACAGACGAGUGUGUCUCAGGACCCUGUCUUCAUGGCAAGUGCAAAGACAAGUUUAAUGGGUUUGAUUGCUUGUGUCACCCUGGAUAUGCUGGACCUACGUGUUCAGAAAACAUAGACGACUGCAAAGGAUCGAAGUGUAAGAACGGAGGAACCUGUGUGGAUGGAGUUAAUGACUUCACCUGUAUCUGUCCACCAAAGUAUAGUGGAACACGUUGUCAGUAUAACUACCCUCCUCUAAAGUGUGAACUGGAUUUUGAAUGUGAAAAUGAUGGCGUUUGUCAUGACACUCAGUGGGGGGCAAACUGCACCUGCCCUUUAGGCUUCACAGGAGACAGAUGUGAGAGAGAAAUUGAUGAGUGUGCAUCCAGCCCAUGUUUGAAUGGUGGAUCAUGUCUGGAUCGGCUGAACCGAUUUCAGUGUUUGUGUCCAGCAGGAUUCAGUGGCCAAUUCUGCGAAACAAAUAAACAGGCUCAGCAGGAACAUAUACCAUGGUUGGCAAUAGCAGUUCCAUUGGCAUGUGGCUGUAUCCUCUUGGUGGCCAUUGGACUCAUUUUUAUGUUGAUGACGGCACGCAGGAAGCGGCAAUCAGAAGGAACUUAUUCCCCAAGCCAUCAGGAGAUUGCUGGUGCACGCCUGGAGAUGGAUAGCAUGUUGAAAGUACCACCUGAAGAGCGACUAAUUUAAACACAGAAACAGAUGUAGAUUAAAGGGCUUUAAUUUUAUCUGUGUGACUCUAUGGAACUACACUGGAACUUUCCAAGACCAUGUGGUGUCUCGGAGCCACAGUGAGAAGCAAGUGCUGCAUCAAACAAGCAACCUGAAGAUGUACGAUAAUACGAGUGAAAGAGGACAAACACGAAGGCAUUGAAUAUGGCUGAUCUUUUGUGGAGACCUAAAACUUUGGAAUUUAACCAGCAACUCUCUCAAGUGUAGGUGAACUUGAUGAUCCUUUACCUCAUGGCAUUGUAUGCCUGAACGGCUUUGACAAAUAUUGCAGAAAUAGAGCUUACAUUCUUCCCACAGCAUUUGAAAUAGGUAACCAACCCCUCUCAAAGAUAAGCACUAAAAAUAGUGCUAAUGAAGGAGUGAGCAACAUUUAGGGAAAAAAAGAACAGCAUUUGAAUGUACAAGCUAUGUCUGUAGCAAGACUGUUAACUAGCUACUAUUCCUGCGGUAGGCUACACUUGAUACGAUAAUCAACACUGAGGAGUGUGGCUUCAUAUUCAUGCAAAUUAGCCAUAUAUUAGCAUUUUCAAGGGUGGACAAACUUAAACUAGUGACUAGUUACUAGUUUAACGUAACGCGUUAUCUUAAAAGAAAAACAAGGCAUUACUGCUUUGCCUAAUUAAUUGCGUUGUUGCGUUCACAUUGCGUCAAAAUUUACCCUAAUUAUGCAUUCCCGAAUACUAAAAGCUAUUAACGUCUUUGCUGAAUGCACAAUCACAAGUUUGUAAGAAAUAAAAAAAACAUUUAAAAACACUUUGAAUUUUAGUUUGUUGCGUCAUGGAUAAACAACCAAAACGGCUACAUGCAAUCUCAGCACAUCUUUGUCUGAUAUGCCAUUUUAUUUUAGCCAAUAUCCUGCACUUCCAGUAUUCCAUAUGUGAGACAGCAAUAAGCGAUUUAAUGUGGCGAUUACAGUUUUGCUAUCAUAGAAAAUAAGCUGCAGAGCUAUUUAACUGCUAUGGGUGGAAACUUUAAGCAGAAUCUGAGCAAAAUUAAUAUUAGCACAAAAAAAAGUAAAGUUAAAAAAAAAAGUAAUGACAAUUGCAAUUAAAUGUGAACGCAAUAUUUUGUAUUAUUGGAAAAACUGUGAACAUGUUAAUGUUUGACAAUCACUGUACUUGACAUUUCUUAGGAAUGUAUGUUCAAACUACUAAGAUAAACAGCAGCACCAUCACUGUUUACGCACACUUACCUCUGCAUACAUAUGCAAAUAUGAUCGCAUGAGCGGUGAAAUAAAAUUCUGCCUGUGUAUGAAGAUGAAAUAAGAGAUGAGAGAUAAACAUAAGAACAAAUCCUUGCUAAAUGUUGUAAAAAGCCAGUGAGUGUAUAUGUUGUAAAUUGUGGCUAUAUACAUAUAUAUUUUUUGUCACAUAGCAGUCAGAUUUUCUUUAAACGCGUGCAUAGGAUUUACUAAAACUAAACCAUACAGUGUGAACUACAUUUUAGAAAUAUUUUUUGAAUGUGUAAAUGUCCAAAAAUUGUUUAAUAAAAGUGUCUGUGUUUAAAUGUUUAAAGGAGACUCAGCUAAAAUAAUCAGGAAAA